Messenger RNA from Clarias gariepinus (North African catfish), 1672 nucleotides. RefSeq names its product cilia- and flagella- associated protein 210-like. The record is from RefSeq and is a predicted model, not a curated record. The transcript has a single exon. Lineage: Eukaryota; Metazoa; Chordata; Actinopteri; Siluriformes; Clariidae. The coding region runs from base 11 to 1672 and encodes 553 amino acids.
UGUUUAAAAGAUGACUUCAUCUUACACACAAUACGGCAGGAGAAAAGGGUCACUUCGGAAAUUUGACCCUUUUCUACAGGUGAAAAAGAAACCGGGCUCACCUGUAAACAUACCUGCUGAGUUUACCAUCCUGAAUCCAGCAAGAUGGGCACGAAUUCAGGACGAAGCGAAAGGCGUGAACAAAGAGCAAGAGCAUAUCCUUGCAGCCGUGAGAGAGCGCGAGGCCCUGCACCAGCGCUCCAAAGAAGCUACCAAAAACUGGCCCGACACUUUCGCUGCAAAGCGGCAGAAGGAGUUGGAAGCGAUGAGAAUUCGAGAGGAACUUAAAGAAGAGGAGAGGAGGCAGAUAGACAUUGACGAGGCAAAUUUUCAAGAGCAGCAAAGAAAGAUGGCCAUAGACAGAGCGAGAACGCUGCAGUUCUUCGAGACUGACAGAGUGAAGAGAUUUCAUAGUGCCCUGCUGAAGACUGAGGUCCUGAAGGAGAGGGAGGCCCAGAUUAAGCUGAUGAAGAAAAAACAGAACGACUGUAAAGAAACGGAUAAAGAGUAUAUGUCCUUGAUGGCGCGCAACGAGAUGAUGGCUUUAGAGCAGGAGCGUCAAAAAACCUUGGAGAAGGAGCAAAAGCUCAUGGAGCUUGCUGAGAGUUGGAGCCAACAGGUUAAGGAGCAUGAGCAGGCAAGGGAGGACGAGUGCAUGAGAAAGAAAGAACAGGAAGAGGAAUGCCACAGACGCCAAGAGCGCUACAUUCAAGAACACCUCACACGCAAGCAGAAGAAGCAAGUGGACAAGACGAAUCUUCUAAGGUCCUAUCAGGAACAAUUUGCCCUCAAGAAAACCAUCCAAGCAGCUGAGGAUGAGAUACAAGAUGUGGAAAAAGAAAAACGAAAGCAGUUUAUCGAGACUAAGGGCAAAAUGGAGGAACUCUGGAAGGAAAAAGAGAUUGCAAAGUUCAAAGAGUCUGAGAAACAAAGGGAACUUGUUGCUGAGAUCCUGGCGGCUCAAGAAAAAAAGAAAAUCAGCCGUGAAGAAGCGCUAAUUUCCAAGGCAACUGCAGAAGCUGAGGCCAAGCACGAGAAGGAACAGCGUGAGAAGGCUGAGAAGAGGGCGACCAUGAUGAAGGGUAUCGCCGACCACAGGGAAGUUGUGAAAAAAGAGCUGAAGCUCAAGAAACAAGAAGAGAAACGGAAAGUUGUUGAGACGCUUAACGCAAAGAAAGCAGCAGACCUUGAUUUCCUUAAAAAGCAGCAAAUCAAGGCCCAGAAAAAGAAAGAGGCGGCCAAAAUGCUCCAAGACACUCAUGUAAAGCAGAUGGCCGAGAAAAAUGCACAGGAACAGUGCCUGAAAACACAGGAGCAAGACUUUCAUAUGAAGUAUGCAGAUCUUAUCACAGAGGAAGAAAGGCAGUUUCAGGAUUACGCCAAGCUGAUGAUUCAGAGAGCCAGAGAGACUCAGAGAGACACUAUGCUUCUGCACAAGGCUGCAAAGGAGGGCUUUGGUGGAGGACACGGACCUGUAUUCGAUGGCGUUAGACCAAGUUACAUGGUUCAGGAUCCAACAGGGGCUGAGCUGCCCAGUUAUUGGUGCAAUAGUACUCAGACUAUAAAGGAGCUCAAUGAGUCUACUAACAUUCAGGAUGCUAAAGAACAACUGGGAUUUGUUCGGCAAGUAUGA